This is a messenger RNA of Stegastes partitus (bicolor damselfish), 1973 nucleotides long. RefSeq names its product ubiquinol-cytochrome c reductase core protein 1 (gene uqcrc1). Bases 53 to 1489 code for a protein of 478 amino acids. The transcript is spliced from 13 exons. NCBI's taxonomy places the organism in Eukaryota, Metazoa, Chordata, Actinopteri, Pomacentridae. The record is from RefSeq and is a predicted model, not a curated record. Gene Ontology annotation, molecular function: metal ion binding. Gene Ontology annotation, cellular component: mitochondrion.
ACGACACCGGAGGACAGCCGAGCCUGCCCAGCGUCUGUAACUCUGCUAAGAAAUGGCGGCGUCCGUGUGCCGAGUCGGGAGCACCGUGGGUCGUACCCUCGCCAAAGCCCGCAGUCCCAUCCUGCUGUCUUUGAGACGUGGACAGGCCUCAGUCAGCUAUGCCCAGAGCCUGCUGGGAGCUCCUGAAACCCGUCUUACUGAGUUGGACAAUGGUUUCAGGGUUGCAUCUGAGGACACAGGCAAUGGCACUUGCACUGUUGGACUGUGGAUCAGUGCUGGCAGUCGUUAUGAGACUGAGAAGACCAACGGAACGGGCUUUUUCCUGGAGCACUUGGCUUUUAAGGGAACCAAAAAUUACCCUUCCACAGCCCUGGAGCAGCAGGUAGAGUCUAUGGGCGCCCACUUGAGCACCUACACUUCGCGGGAGCAUACUGCGAUCUACAUGAAGACCCUGGCCAAAGACGUGCCUAAAGCUGUGGAGCUGCUGUCAGAGGUUGUGCAGAACUGCUCGCUGAACGAGGCCGACAUUGAGCAGCAGAGGGGCGUGGUGCUCCGUGAGCUGGAGGAAAUUGAGAGCAACCUGCAGGAAGUUUGCUUCGACCUGCUGCAUGCCACAGCCUAUCAGGGCACUCCUCUGGGACACAGUGUGCUGGGCCCGACCGACAAUAUCAGGAAUGUGACCCGCGAGCAGUUAGUGGAGUACGUCAACAGCCACUUUAAAGCACCUCGCACGGUACUGGCUGCUGCUGGAGGUGUGAACCACGAGGAGCUGGUUGAUUUGGCCAAAUCUCACUUCGGUGGAAUGGCUUUUGAGUACGACAAAGAUGCCAUCCCUUUACUGUCACCCUGCCGGUUUACUGGCAGUGAGAUCCGUUUUCGUGAUGAUGAUAUGCCUCUGGCACACAUUGCCAUCGCUGUGGAGACGACUGGUGUUGCCCAUCCGGACAUGGUGCCCCUCAUGGUGGCCAACUCUAUGAUUGGCAGCUAUGACCUUACUUAUGGAGGUGGAAAGAACCUGAGCAGCCGUCUGGCUCGCUUGGCACUUGACGAUAAGGCGUGUCACAGCUUCCAGGCCUUCCACUCCACUUACAGUGACACCGGCCUGCUGGGCGUUUACUUUGUGACUGAUAAGAUGAGCAUUGAUGACAUGAUGUUCUCGCUCCAGAAUACCUGGAUGACCAUGUGCACCACAGUCACAGAGAGUGAUAUCGCCAGAGCAAAGAAGGCUCUGAAGGCCAGCCUGGUUGGACAGCUCAAUGGAACAACACCAAUUUGUGAUGACAUCGGCAGACACAUCCUGAACUACGGGCGGCGUAUUCCUCUGGCAGAGUGGGACGCUAGGAUCGACGCUGUGACCCCCAGGAUGGUGCAAGACGUCUUCGCCAAAUAUAUCUACGACAAGUGUCCUGCUGUGGCAGCCGUCGGCCCCAUCGAGCAGUUACCCGACUACAACAGAACGCGUAGCGGCAUGUACUGGCUCAGGUUUUAAAACAAGAUAUCGUGUUGCUCCGUGUGUCCCACGUUUGCUCUUCAACUUCUUCCUCAACUUGACUUUGCUUUCCUCCCGUAAUCGAGAGCGAACACCUGAGGAUCGUCCACAUGUUGGCGUGACAGCAGAGACAGCCAUCCAUCGUCCCUCUUGCCUCCCUCUUUUAUCCAAUGCACUCAUUACUUUCAGUUAUCCCUGCAGGGGGCAGCCAGUGUGUACAUUUUUUGUUUUUUCUUGAAAUUACACCCUGGAUGCAUCUUGAUUGUACUGCACAGGUACUCAUCACCUGAUAUUGACCUACAGAGGAAAGGGCAGUGAGGGCGAACUUGAAUAUUAGAUAUCUACAUGACAGUGAUACAGCCAGUACUGAAAACACCCAGUAUGGAGCAAGAGUAUAUUUAUAAUUCUGUAACAUUUGUUUCUGUCCACUAUUGUACAUAACAGAAGCUCUCAUUCCGACAAAAUUAAAAAUCUGUAAAACAUU